GCGUGGGCCCGGGACCCUCCCCCUCCCCAAAGCCCCUCGCCCGCCGGGCUCCGGGGAACCCGCCCGACGCCCACCUGCCCCCGAGGGCCGCUGCCAUCCCGGUCUCUCGCCCCACGGGCCCGAGUCGGGGGCAGGUCAGGCAGUCUGGCGGCGCUGGGUACGUGAGGCCGAGGCUUCCGUGCGGCCUGGGCGGAGGGAGCAGAAGGGAACUGAGGCCAGAGCUUUGCCUUUUCUUCCGCUCCAGAUGUAUGACCCUUACUGCUCCUUACGAAGCUCACCCGCCUUGCCCUUCCCCGGGGACCCGCGACCCCCGGGAAGUCUUCCCGGCGGGGGGGAGGGGAGGGAGAAAGGCUGUGGAGCAACUGGUGUCCGGGGUAUGACUCGGGCGCCUGUGCCGCCUGUGUCUCGGCCUUCUGGGUGAUCAGGAAAGUCCUCCUUUCCUCUUCUCCCGGCUGGAAGCAUCUUCCUGGCUUCAGAGGGACCCCCCCCUCCCCGCCCCCAGCCUACUUUGCCCUUAGCCGGGUGCCCAGGGCGCGUGGAGAGUCCCCCCUUGGUUCUGCGAGUGGACAUGCCUUUGCCGAGUCCCUCCUGGGAUCGCUGCCGACGGUAGAUGAUCGUGGGGAGGGUGGGAUCCUUCCUGUUGCCUUUCUAGGCCUAAAUGCCCAUUGCGUCUUCUGACCAAGCCAGAGCCCCGCUUUUUGGUGUGAAUUAGAGGUGGUGAUUUUCUUUCCUGUUCUUCAAGAACGCUCCUUCGGCUAUUACUUCCCCCCACCUGAGGGUUCCGGCUUGGUGGCUUGUCACUUAGAGGGUCAGGGUCAACCCCAGGGUGUUGCUUUCUUAGAUGGUCCUCCACCGAGGCUACUGUUUGCAGAGGGAUCUUCUCUGCCCCUCUUCGCGUGUGUAGGGGAAGACUCGUAGUGUCUCCCCUCAUGUUUUCUCAAAGGGAUUGUUGGCAGUAGGGGUCAUUUUCUCCUGUGGCAGGAGCAGGUUGAGCAGUAGGAAGAUGUUGUGGCAGGUAUGAGAUGAGCCCCUGCAUUUGCUGGGAGACCAGGAAGUGGCCAUUGAGAUCACUUUUUAAUAUGCUGGAGAUCCAAGGAAAAAAUCUUUUUGUCUUGGGCCAGGUAACUCCGGUUUCUCUCACUGUAGGGUUUUUGUUUUUCCUUUACAUUGGUUUGACUAAUUACUCUUAGGACUGUGCUUUAGCCUGGUAUUUUUGGAAUAAUUCACAUUGGCUUGUAUAAUUUUGGUAGAAAUUGAGGAGUUAUGGUGUCUGUAAGUCUCUGGUUUUUGUAUCAUAAGUAAUCCUCUUGUCCCUAGUCUUCAGGCCCCAUUAAGAUCGACUUGUGGUAAUUGUCUUCAACAAAUGUUGUAUACAUUUUUGUUAUGACUUUGGGGGUGGAGUAGGCACAAGCUAUAUAAAACCUUCCAGAAUAUUUUGCAGUAACUGGAGCCGCUGCAGUUCCUAAGACUGAAAUAUUAGAGAAUAAAACAAAUGACAUGAAAAAUGAAAGCUUGGUGACUUUUGCAUCUUUUGUCCAGAGUGUAAUUUCUUGAAUUCCACGUGCCUGUUUGCCUUCGGGGAAUCUGAGAGGUUGCUGAGAUAUUAGCACUGAUCCUUAAUGCCACCUAGGAGAGCUUUGGGAUCAGGAGGCGCUUUGACAGGCGGUCAUGAUAUGUUGUAGAUUAGGUAGGGCAGUGACCUCAGAGGUUCCAGUAUUGUGUAAGGCUGUAAUCUAAAGGGUUCUUAGGGGGAGAGGAGAGGAGGGCAACGAGGAAGGGGGGUUAGCCAGAAGCGGGAGAAGGAAACAAAUCUCAUUUUUGUUGUAUUUUAGUGUGUACAGUGGUGUUCAUUCAUAGGAGCCCCUGGUUGCUGUAAUGGCAUGGGGUUCACAUGUUAUAUGGCUUGUCGGGGGGGGGACUUUAGUGAUGGGUGUGCAUAGAGUCCUGCUAAAUGUGAGCGUGGUGGAUGGAAUUGGGAAACUGUCUCUGGAUACGAGUGAUGAGGAAAGUGCCUCCUUUAAAUGCUGCCAUUGCCAGUGACCAUCUGUGAGCAUUGUUAGAACCUUUUGACAGGAGCGUGGCUUGAAGCAAACCCCAUAUAGAAACUGGAGCCGUGGCAGAAUAGGUUGCCGACAGAGGUGGUGCGACCAUAAUUCUGCAGUUUCUCUGGAUUGACCUGGGCUCAGAUCCGGAACAUGGUGGCGGUGCUGGAAGUCAUCUCCAGCCUGGAGAAAUACCCCAUUACCAAAGAGGCGCUGGAGGAAACUCGACUUGGGAAGCUCAUCAACGACGUCCGCAAGAAGACGAAGAACGAGGAGCUCGCCAAGCGGGCCAAGAAGCUGCUGCGGAGCUGGCAGAAGCUCAUCGAGCCCGUGCACCAGAAUGAGGCGGCGCUGCGGGGACUGGCGGGGGGCCCCGGCUCCGCCAACGGGGGUGCUCACAACUGCCGGCCGGAGGCGGGGGCGGCCGGCACGCCCAAGAGCAUCCACGACCUGAAGAACCGCAUUGACCUCCAGAGGCUGCGGGGGCAUCGGCUGGACAGGCUGGGCAGCCGCAAGCGCCGGGGAGACCAGCGUGACCUCGGCCACCCCGGGCCGCCUCCCAAGGUCUCCAAGGCGAGCCACGACUCCCUGGUACCCAACUCCUCCCCCCUCCCCACCAACGGGAUCGGCGGGAGCCCCGAGAGCUUCCCCGGCCCCCUGGACGGCAGCGGGCACCCGGGCCCCGAGGGUGGCCGCCUGGAGCACGGCGAGAACGACAGGCACGGCGGCAAGAUUCCCGUCAACGCGGUGCGGCCGCACACCAGCUCCCCGGGCCUCGGCAAGCCCCCCGGGCCCUGCUUGCAGACCAAGGUUGCGGUGCUGCAGCAGCUGGACCGGGUGGACGAGACUCCGGGCCCCCCCCACCCCAAGGGGCCGCCUCGCUGCUCUUUCAGUCCCCGGAACUCACGGCACGAGGGCUCCUUUGCCCGGCAGCGGAGCCCGUACGCGCCCAAGGGCUCCACGCCCAGCCCCUCUCCGCGGCCCCAGCCGCUCGACGCCACGCAGGUGCCGUCGCCGCUUCCGCUGGCCCGGCCGUCCACGCCCCCCGUGAGGCGGCUCGAGCUGCUGCCCAGUGCGGAGAGCCCGGUGCGCUGGCUGGAGCAGCCCGAGGGCCACCAGCGGCCGGCAGGGCAGGGCUGCAAAGUGGGGCUGGCGCCGGCCGAGCCCCUGCUGCCCCGGGCCGGCUUCUCCCCAGACUCCUCCAAGGCGGACAGCGACGCUGCCUCCUCUGGCGGCUCGGACAGCAAAAAGAAGAAGAGGUACCGGCCUCGUGACUACACGGUGAACUUGGACGGGCAGGUGGCCGAGGCGGGCGUCAAGCCCGUCCGGUUAAAAGAGCGGAAGCUCACCUUUGACCCCAUGACCAGACAGAUCAAACCUCUGACCCAGAAAGAGCCAGUGCGGGCUGACAGCCCCGUGCACACAGAGCAGCCCAGGACAGAGCUGGACAAGCCCGAGGCCAAGGCCAGCCUCCAGAGCCCUUUCGAACAGACGAACUGGAAGGAGCUGUCGCGCAACGAGAUCAUCCAGUCCUACCUGAGCCGGCAGAGCAGCCUGCUCUCCUCGUCGGGCGCGCAGACCCCGGGCGCCCACCACUUCAUGUCCGAGUACCUGAGGCAGGAGGAGAGCACCCGGCGCGGGGCCAGGCAGCCGCACGUGCUGGUGCCUCACAGCGCGCCCACGGACCGCCCGGGGCUGAGCCGCGAGGUCACACAGGACGAUCUGGACAGAAUCCAGGGCCACCGGUGGCCUGGGGUGAACGGGUGUCAGGACACACAGGGUAACUGGUAUGACUGGACGCAGUGCAUAUCGCUCGACCCGCACGGCGACGACGGGCGGUUGAACAUUCUGCCUUAUGUCUGCUUGGACUGAGCGGCCCGGCGGCCUCUCGGUGCGUUCCCACCUUGCAGUCAGCACGGCGGGCGGGCUGCCCCCAGUGCUUGGGAAGCCGGGGAGCCCGGCCCGGGGCAGAGGGAGGGGGCGGGAGUUUCGAGGCCUCUCCGAGCCCUUCCCUCAAAAUUCUCCUUCUUUUGUGAAAUGCUGCUACCAGUUUACUAACAAAAUUGCAAAGGAAGGACCGUGUGGAAGGAAGGCCGGCAAAGUGAGUUCAGAACUCUAUAGCGAACCAGCUAUAAAAAGCGUCAGUUCCCCACCCCGGAAGCGGUGUGGACACUUCCCAGCACCUGUAAGCUGGGACCUCAGUUGCAGGCAGGCACAGAAAACCUGUGGGAGAGGUUACCUUUAAACACAGCAACAGAAGCACGCAUCGCAUCCAUUUGCGUUUUCUUUUUCCAAAUUUGGCCCUGAGUGUGUGAGGCAGUGGGUGUACGUGCACCGUGGCCUCUGUUUGCACCCCCACCGGCCAGUGCUUCAGUUACGGUGCCAGAAGCUCGGCAGCUGCAGCGGGCCAGCUGGCCGGCUGCUGUGACCUGCGCUCCGUGGGCAUCCACACAUUUUUAUCUGGUUUCGGUUAAGACCCGGUUUUGAAAAAAAUGCUGCAAAAAUUUAAGUGUUCUAGGAGUUUAUUUUAUCCGCCUUUUCCAUCUGACCAUCAGCCAAAUAAGUUUCCUUUCUUUCUCCCUUUUCGUUUUCCCCUUCCUGCACAUAUCUUGAAAAGUUCACCUUUCCAGAUUCCCCCCCUCCCCACCCCCACCCCAAAGACAAAAGUAAUCGCGGGUGCUACUGGUGUGUAAGCUGUACUGUUGGGCAAGAGGAGACCUGUCUGUGCGCUGGAAACACUCAUAACCAUUCCUUUAGAUUCGUUUGCCUUAUGGUUAUUUGUCAUAAACGCGAUUUGCAAAAACAAGGAGCCUUAGUGAAUGUACAGUACCUAGACUUCUGUGUUCUCAGGACACAGAAGGGAGCAACUUUGCUAUUUGGUCCAGUAAGUGGACAACUUGUGAUAUAAAUGUGGAAAUAAAAAAAAAAAAAAAACCAUUUGCACAAA
Messenger RNA from Neofelis nebulosa (Clouded leopard), 4989 nucleotides. It is a transcript of the gene MED26, whose product is annotated as mediator complex subunit 26. Gene Ontology annotation, biological process: positive regulation of gene expression; regulation of transcription by RNA polymerase II. Lineage: Eukaryota; Metazoa; Chordata; Mammalia; Carnivora; Felidae. The record is from RefSeq and is a predicted model, not a curated record. Gene Ontology annotation, cellular component: core mediator complex; mediator complex; nucleus. The transcript is spliced from 3 exons. Bases 2196 to 3914 code for a protein of 572 amino acids. Gene Ontology annotation, molecular function: transcription coregulator activity.